AUGUCAACUACCUUCUCCAUGGCUUCUUUCUCUCCUCUAACUCCAAUCUCAACCACUCAUUCUUCUUCACACUGCAAACCCCAUCACCACAACACUCUCUCCACUCUCACUCUCAGACCAAAAAACCAUCCUUUCUUUACCCUCUCUCCCUUGAGAGUUUCUGCUGGAACUUCUGAUUCACCUGAAACUGCUGUCAAACAACCUCCAGAAAACAUCUCUGUCGGUACAAAUGGCUCUGCUUCUGCUGUUACUGUGCCAGAAGAAAUUAAGGUUUCCAAUGGUUUUGUUGACCCUAGAUGGGUUGCUGGGACUUGGGACUUGAUGCAGUUUAGGAAAAACGGUACCACCGAUUGGGAUGCUGUUAUUGAUGCUGAGGCGAGGAGGAGAAAAUGGCUCGAGACUAACCCAGAAUCAUCCAGCAAUGACAGUCCUGUCGUGUUUGACACCUCCAUCGUCCCUUGGUGGGCAUGGAUAAAAAGGUUUCAUCUCCCUGAAGCUGAACUACUUAAUGGUCGCGCAGCAAUGAUAGGAUUCUUUAUGACAUAUCUGGUCGAUAGCUUGACAGGAGUAGGUCUAGUUGAUCAAAUGAACAACUUCUUUUGCAAAACUCUUCUGUUUGUAGCAGUGGGAGGAGUACUUCUCAUCCGAAAGAAUGAGGAUGUUGAUACUUUCAAGAAGCUAUUGGAGGAGACUACAUUUUAUGACAAGCAAUGGCAAGCAACUUGGCAGGAUGAGAACUCAAGCAAUUCCAACAAAUGA
Messenger RNA from Vicia faba (fava bean), 759 nucleotides. The record is from the annotation of a GenBank genome assembly. Lineage: Eukaryota; Viridiplantae; Streptophyta; Magnoliopsida; Fabales; Fabaceae.